AUGGAUGUUUGGCACCAAAUCUGCUGCUGCUCCUGUGAACAAGAAGAGCCAGAGAACAAUCCGCUCCUCAGUGAGAUGCUCCGGUACUUCGAUCAGCUGGGGAAGCGCAAACAGGCCCAGGCCACCAACCUGUGGAACGAGCCCGCGGACGACACCCACAUGGAGCGCGACGACGACCGCGAGCUCUACAACCUGCUGCAGAAACGGGCCAGGCUACGCCAGGGCUCGGAGGGCUACCGACGCCUGAGCUUCGACAUCAGCGCCCACCGCCAAAUCCGCCGUGAGGUGAAGGACCGAUGGAGGCAGAUCCUAGAGGUCCUGGGGUUCAGCACCGAGGCAGACGGCUUGCUCGACAUCACCUCCACGGCCUCCUACAGCUCCCUGCGCCAGCCCCUGCAGGCCCGCCAGCUCCUCACCGCCCUGGCCGAGCAGACCAGCCUCUUCGACCGCCACUGCAGCCUCCCCGAGCGAUACCUCUUCGUCCUGGACCGGCUGCUCAUCCUGGAUGCCGGGGAUGACUUCCUCUCCGCUGCCCGCUGCUACUACCCCCUGGAGGCCGAGGAGGGGCCCCCCAGCGAGGAGGAGCCCCCCAGCCAGGAGGCCGUGCUGGUGACGCUGAGCCCGGCACCCCAAGGCGGGGAAGAGGAGGAGGAAGAGGAGGAGGCCGCAGUGAUGGAUGAAGAGUCCCUGUUGGUCAAGCUGAUAGAGUGA
This is a messenger RNA of Terrapene triunguis (Three-toed box turtle), 711 nucleotides long. Its product is annotated as melanoregulin-like. Gene Ontology annotation, biological process: melanosome transport. Lineage: Eukaryota; Metazoa; Chordata; Testudines; Emydidae. The record is from RefSeq and is a predicted model, not a curated record. The coding region runs from base 1 to 711 and encodes 236 amino acids. The transcript is spliced from 5 exons. Gene Ontology annotation, cellular component: melanosome.